Messenger RNA from Rhineura floridana, 8263 nucleotides. RefSeq names its product sterile alpha motif domain containing 10 (gene SAMD10). The record is from RefSeq and is a predicted model, not a curated record. The coding region runs from base 252 to 974 and encodes 240 amino acids. Gene Ontology annotation, cellular component: cytoplasmic side of plasma membrane. Gene Ontology annotation, biological process: cell surface receptor protein tyrosine kinase signaling pathway. Gene Ontology annotation, molecular function: protein binding. The transcript has 5 exons. NCBI's taxonomy places the organism in Eukaryota, Metazoa, Chordata, Lepidosauria, Squamata, Rhineuridae.
GGGAGGGCAGGGGAGGGGGGAGGAGGAUUUGCAGCAUCGGAGGCCGAUUGGGGUGGGCGAGCGGAGCCCUGGUCACUUUGCCGAAGUGUCUGGCUGGCGGAAAGGAAGGCGGGCGCGAGAGCAGGAGGGCGCCACGGUCUCUCCACGCGAGCGGCGGCGGCACAGGCGCCUCUCCCGCCCCUGUCCCACCGCGCCCCGCCCCGCCGAGUCCUCGCCUGAAGCCCACCGCCCAUCCUCGCGCCUCGGGCCGCAUGCGCUUGAUGUUCGCGGAAUUCCGCUCCAAAGGCAGCCCCUUGCCAGACCCGGGAGGGGGAAAUGAACGCGCGCUGGCGGUGAACUGCGGCGAGGCCAAGCAGAUGGAAGCCACCGCUACUCACUUCAGCUUCUGCCAGAACCUUCUAGAACAUACUGUGUCAGCUGAGAACCUCAAUUACCACCUGCAGAGGAGCUCUGGCAGCAGCCUGACCUGGCACGAUGGGCGGAGUCAGAGGUCAGCGGGAGGGAGGACCAUCAAGCUGCUUCAGCAGCCAGGAACAGAAGGCUCCCAGGGCCGGUCCUACGACCACUAUGGAAUCUACCACACCAGCCCGACACUUGGGAGCCUGACCAAGCCAGUAGUGCUGUGGACACAGCAGGAUGUGUGCAAGUGGCUCAAGAAGCAUUGCCCGCACAAUUAUCUCAUCUAUGUGGAGGCCUUUUCGCAUCACGCCAUCACAGGUCGGGCGCUGCUACGGCUGAAUGCAGAGAAGUUGCAGCGCAUGGGGAUUACGCAUGAGUCCCAGCGACAGGAGGUUCUCCAGCAGGUGCUGCAGCUCCAGGUGCGUGAGGAGGUCCGCAACCUGCAGCUCCUCAGUCAAGAGACCAGCUGUUCUCUGGCUAAGAAUUCAUGCCACGCCAUGCCACAGCCACAGCCACUAGGACUAAUGAAACUCUGCCUUGUGGGAUCUGACCACAGUGUGAAAUUGUUCCCUUGACAAAAUCUUGGGACAGUUACCCUCUCCUGAGGGGACACAGAAGACUUCUGAAUCCGAGGACUUGGCAAAUGCUUCAUUACUUUCAUUGUACAAGCGCCUCUGAUCUCGUCUGGAUGGUCUCAUUAGAUUUCAUGGGCUGGAGCUGAUCUAGCUUGUUGGUUCCAGAGGCUAUGGUAUAAAUUCAGGAAUCCCAGGUUCAAAUCUUGCCUUUGCCAUGCGGUCAUUAGGUGGUCCCCCCCGCCGCAUCUGCAAUAUGGGGUUAACAGUACUGACCUACCUUACAGCAUUGUUGUGAGAGUUACGACAAGAUGUCAAGCAAAUUUGGUCAGAUACUUGAAUGCAAAAAUGCCAAAACAUGAUUUUUUAAAAAAGAUACUUUUUAAGGGCACAUCUUAUUGCUAAUUACUGUGGAUGUUUUCCCCAACAUUCAAACUGUCCCCUCUUUGCCAAGACCCUAGGGUAUUUGGGGAGGGGCAUUGCAAAGAGCGGCCAAUGCUCCAAGAUGCGAGCAUGGAUUGAUCACGAUGGCAGUAGGUGGUUCUGCAUGGACCAUGUCCUAGUCACAGAAGCAGCCUCUGUCAUUGGCCUCCUUGGGAAUGUUGGCAGGUCUGUGGCUCAGUGGUAGAGCAUCCAUUUUGCAUGCAGAAGGUCACAAGUUCAGUCCCUGGUGUCUUCGGUUGAAAAGAUCAGGGAGCAAGUAAUGGGGAAGAGGUCUCCUCGAGAGCCCGGAAGGGACAGUGCCCAGUGCUAGGUUUGAAGGACAAAUUCGUGGGCCUGGUGUAAGGCAGUUUCCUAAUGUCAACCCCCAUUUCCAGAACAAUAAUUUCAAUCCAGGUUUUCCGCAUCCUACGAUGCUUCGUGUAUUUUGACAAGUUUUUUUUUUAAUCUAUGAAAGAAGACCAACCAACCAACCACAGGAUCCCUGAAAAGGUGGUCAUAACGCCUCUCAUGGGAGAGGCAUCAGACGUUUCCUCUUUCCCCUACCCCCUGCUAAUACUGAUGCAUUACUUAGUGGUGGUUCACAUGCAGUAUCAUAGGAAUCCAUAGAAUGGGUGGGGAAUCUGUGGCUCUCGGCCUGAUUUCAUGCAAGUGGGGGUAGCCUGGGGAGAGAUGGAAGGAGGGUGGGCCUCUGGCAAGAGCCACCUGUCCCUCCCCGGCAACCUGCUGGGUGGGGAGGAAGAUGGAGAAAGAGAGAGGGAGACAGAAAGGGAGACGGGGUAUCAGAGGGAGAGAAGGAGGGAUAUCUGAAAGAGAGAGUAGAAAGGGGUGGCCUCAAAUACUUUUGGCUUUGGCCCCAUCCCCUACUAGCAUACACCCCCCAACAAAUUACCCUUAAGGGAAUAUGGCCCUCAACAUAAAAAAGGUUCUCCACCCACAACCAGAAAUGCCACAGUAAUCUGGCAAGUUGGAUUUCCGAAGUAGAUAUUGUUACUCUGCUAGUGGAGAUGAUUAUCCCAAAUCUGCCACCUGUCUAAUUCUUUCAGAUUUAUUUUUCAUCUGGAUGCACUGACUUUUUGCAUCAGCUAGCCAUGGGAGUGAGAAUCUGCGUCCAAUUGCAUGUCCCGUGAAAUUUGCAGACCGUGUCUAUGUUUGGGUGCAUGUGUCCAACACACACCUGCAGUUCCUAAAAGCAAAGGCAUUCAAGAUACUCCCCAGGGUUUCUGUGGGUAUCUGAGACAGCUGUAAAGGUUUUGUGUGUGCCUGCUUCCAGCCACCCUAAAAGAUAGGUCAGUAUUACAAAGAGGGGGCAGACUGAGGCUAAGAGAGGGUGGCUUGCCUAAAGCCAAGCUGAAUUAUGGCCAAGGUGAGAUUUGAGGGCUUCCCGCCUCACACUGUUAGCUACUUCGUUAUACCAGCUCCGAAUAGAGAGAGAAAAAUUCAGGCACUGUUUGCUCCAGUUAUAAAUCUUAGCACCAUCUGAACAGACUCUAUUCCCCACCCCACCCCCAAUUUUUAAAAUUCUGUACCCAGACAUUUGUGAUUACAAAGUGUCGGCCAAGCAUUGCUUUGUUUGGAAUGUAUUUCUCCACUCCGCUCCCCCUUACAGUUGGGUGCCAAAACUCACCCUGAAAACCCUAGGGACUGGUUUGCUGACAGCUUGAAAGCCUUGCUUGUGCUCAGUAGCUCAGGUCACUUCUGACACUUCUUGUAGAAACCAAACCUUUUCCACAUCCAUCAUUCAUUCCACAUUGCAAGUAAUUAGAAGCUGAAGAAGUCCAAAAUCUUUGAACCUAGGAAGCUACCAUAUACCAAGACAGGUCACUGACCAUCUCAGUGUCAUCUGACUGACAGCUUUGCAGGGUCUCAAGUGGGACGCUCCACCUUCAGAAUCUCACUGUGCAUAAACACCCCCAGGAUGGGCAGCUGACCUAUUUUUGGAAACUUGACAGAUUCUCCUUAGAGUCUUUUGUGGUUUGACAGGGAAUUUUCCCCACGGAAUAAAAUCUGUGGCCAUAGAUGUGGGCCCAUUUGGGUCCAUUUCAGUAACUGGGCUGAGUUUCCCACUCCCCACACAUGCACACACCUUCCCCCUUGCUCUAGGUUUGUCUGAGGUCCAGCAGACUGCUAUAUAAAGACUUUUUAAGAAUGCACAGCUUGGAAUAGUUCCAGAGUAAUCAUCAAGACUGAUUUAGAAGCGAUUACUUACAUUAGAGGUGAUACAUUUGUGAUUUUUACACUGUACUGCAGUCUCUAUAGUCUUCUGUGGAUCCUCAGCUUCUAAGGGCACACCCAGUCUGUCAGUACUACUUCUGUGCACAGCCUAUUAAAAUUAAUGGCGUUACAGUUGUUUGCACGGGUGAAAACCACAAGAAUUGUAAGUCAGCACAUUAAAAUCCAGAGCACACAAACAUUUCUCAGUAGAUGAGGGAAGGUUAUUGCUUGCUCAACAAUACAUUAUUAUUCAUGUUUGAAAUUCAUUACCACACCAUGUGAUUGCAGUUGUGGCUGGCACCCACUGGGACUAGUAGGGCAGAAGGCAGGGAAACCAACAGUAGUUGAAGCCAGAGCCAAUGACAGACAGAGCCUCCACCUUAUUGGUUAGAAGUAAGAAGGCAGGCAGGUAGGGGCAGGCUGAGCUUGGUGGGGCACUGCUCCAUUCGCCCUGAAAGGGCAGCCUCCAAUGUGAUGGCCAUGACUUUGGGAGUCUUUUUUAAAGGAUUAUACAAAUGCAUGGAGGGUUGGUCGCUCUAGCCAUUGUCGAUGGCCAUAACAGCAAAAUGGAAUCCUCCAUGGCGCAGAGUGGUAAGCGGCGGUAACGCAGCCGAAGCUCUGCUCACGGCCGGAGUUCGAUUCCAACGGAAGGAGGAGUCAAAUCUCCGGUAAAAGGGGUCGAGGUCCACUCAGCCUUCCAUCCAUCCGUGGUCGGUAAAAUGAGUACCCGGCAUACGCUGGGGGGUAAAGAAAGGCCGGGGAAGAAACUGGCAAUCCCACCCCAUAUAUACGGUCUGCCUAGUAAACGUCGCAAGACAUCACCCUAAGAGUCGGAAACUUCUCGCACUAUAAGUGCGGGGACACCUUUACCUUUAUUCCUAAGAACCGUAUGCUAAGAACACGCCAUGGGGGAAGCCUAUUGCCUUUAUGUCCUGCACAUCAGCUUCCCAGAGGCUGGCCACUGGUGGAGACAGAAUGCACCCCCCCAAAUAAAAAACAAUAGCGUGCACAUACAGUGGCCAGUCUGAUCCAACACACCAGUUCUUGUAUACACUUUGAUGCACAAACUGAAUACAGAAUUUUGAAGACUGCGUUUGGAGAGGUUGGAAUCUGUAUAACACAUGUGUAAGCCGGGUUCUUUCGCUCUGGUGCAGAGAUGGGAAGACUGUGACCUUUCCAGAAACUCCAGCUCCCAACAUCCCUGAGUAGGGAUGGAGGAGAAAUUUGAUUCGGUUUGGGGUUUCAUGCGAACUAACCUAAUUCGCACUUUCUGAAAGAACAGGCAAACCAAAACACAGCUAUCCUUUGAAAUCCCCGCUUCUCCAAAUUUGGUGAUGGGGUUCUCCAACUGAAUGUGUACAAAAAUGCAUAUAUGAUAGGAAAGUAUUUAUUUAUUGUUUAUGAUUGUUUAUUUAGGAUAUUUGUAAGCUGCUUUUCAUCCCCAGGUGACCUCAAAGCAGCUUCCAUAGCAAGAAAAAUACAAUAUCACAAAAAGAAUUCAGAACACAAUAAUAAAAAACCUUCAACAGUAUCAGUAAAUAACACCACAAAAUAUUAUAAAACAGGCUCAAAUUGCCAAUCUAGUAGGCAUAAAAAAUUAGGCAUAAGAAUGCAUAUAUUCAUGAAAAUAAUGUAUAAAAUUCAUUUUAUUGGAGGGAAACGCUUGCAAAAAUUUGCAUAUUUGGAGAAAUUUGCACUAAAAUACUGACAAAUGUUCUUAGAACUUUUUUUAAAUUGCAAACUAAUGCAGAAAUGGGGAGAAUUGGACUGAAGGCCCCAGGCCCCCCAUCUCUGCUCUCCAGGUCUAUUCCGAAGGAAGUCCCACUGAGUUCAAUGGGACUUAUUUUCAGAUAAGUAUGCACAGCAGAAGUGGAGGAACCUGUAGCCUUCCGGAUGUUAUGGGACUCCUAUCAUCCCUGACCAUUAGCCAUGUUGUCUGAUGGGAGUUGGGAGUCCCACAACGUCUGGAGAGCCACGGGUCCCCCAUCCUGACCCUGCAAUGGGCCUUUCCUCUGCCGUUGAUUGUUUCAGAAGUCCCCAGGUUAGCUUGGCUAUAUGAGCAAGUGCCUGUGAAAAGUCUUCUCUGGCUUCUCAGCUCAAUGCUGCCUCCCACUCACCCACCCACAUCUCCCACACUGCUGAGCAGCAAUGUGUCCCCAGGCCCUCAUCCUGACCAUUCAGUUGUGAAAAAAUGCUUUUGAUUAGCUUCCCGGCAAUCCUCGCCGGGAGAGUUCAUCCUUGUGACUGGCGGGCAAGGAGGAUCCUUACCAAGUGUCCAAAGUAAUUUUCCUGAGUAAUCUCUCCUAUCAUUCUAAAUGGGCCUCUGUAUCAGCCAUAAGACAGCCACACCAGCUGAAAUGGGGCCUCUGGGGGAGCCACUGAUCAUCAUUCGCCAGCCGUGCCACUCGGAUCUCCUUGUGUGGAAAUUAGAUUUUGGGCAACAGCAGCAAACAUCACUGAAGCUCCUGAAUUCUCUCAUACUAAAUUUAAAAAGCUCUGCAGUGUUAUGUUGCAUGGGGAAGUGUGAUUGCCCUGAAAGCUCUGGGCAGAUUUGAAAUCAGUUUUGGCAGAUGACUGAUUUAGUUCAGUUGCCUUCAGCUGAAUCAGGCUAGUAACCGGUCUAGCCCAGGACUGUCUUACUCCCAGAUAGCUUGUUAUCUGCCAAGCUAAAUCCACCCCAUCAGCCUUGCAGCUGCUUAAUGAUCCCUCCUAUUUUGCAUUCCCAGCCUGGAAGACAUCUUCCCCCCCCCUCCAAAAAAACGGUUUAUUGAGCAUUUGGUUUUAUCUGAAGGGUGACAGCUUUAGAGUUUUUUAUUUUUAUAUUUAUAUCCCACCUUUCCUCCAAGGAGUUCUAGGUGGCAUAUAUGUUUCUGCCCCCCUCCUCAUGUAAUCCCCACAACAACCCUGUGAUGUAGGUUAGACUGAGAGGCGGUGACUGGCCCAAGGUCACCCUGUGAGCUUUAUGGCUGAGUGGGGAUUUGAGCUCUGGUUUCCUAGGGCCCAGUCUGACACUCCAACCACUACACUGCACUUGCUUUCCAAAGCUCCAAAUAGGGGCUUCCCUGUGGCAGCUGCUACCCAAAUCCUUUUACCUGGAGAUGCAUGGGCUGGAGUCUGUGCUCUUCCACUGACCAGUGGCCCUUGAGAAAUGAGGGUAUAAUCAUAUGCAUGAGCAAUUGUCAGCUGACUACAUCAUUCAAAACAACUGGGCUGUUCAGCCACAUGACGGUGAGAAGAGAGGGUAAACGGUGGCCUGCCUUUUUCGGUAUUUUCAUAAUGGGACAAGGCCUGUCAUUUUUCCUAGGGCUAGUCCUUAUCUAGCCAAGACAGCACAUUCCAUACACAUGUGGGGGCUAUUGGCAGACUUUAAGGAGCCCCAGAGUUUGCAAUAGUACCAAAACAAAAUCACUGGGGGGGGGAAAUGUACCCCAAAAGAGCCCCAGGAGGAUGGAAAGGAAUGGAAUGGAAUGGAAUGGAGUAUUCUAGUAAAGGGCAUGCCUGGCUGGCUGGAAUAGGAGUACUCUAUACUGCAACAUUUUGUUGCAGGCCUAACCCCUUUUUAAAGGGUUUAUCUGGGCUGCAGUUGGGCACACAGAGGGGGUACCUGGCAGCUGGCUGCAUUCCACACCCCCAUCCCGUCUCUGUAGACCUGGGGCCCUGGGCAGAUUGCAAUUAUUAUUCCACUGGAUGGACUUGCUUUAUCCUGAGGAGACAGCAGUCUGGUGUACAAGUCCCUGAAAUUGUGGGAUGGGUUAUCGACUCAAGCAAACGCCGUAGAGCUGGUCUCAAAGAUGUGCGAAAAACCUGUGUGUCCAUCUGCGGCAUAUAAGCUCUACCCACUCAUCAUUUAUUCCCGUUGAUGAUACACAGGGCAUCACGCAAUAAAGGGGGUGGUGUGUGUGUGUUGAAUGUAUUUAUUGUGUCUCAGAGAAUUUGAUUUAUAAUGAGGUACCUCUGGGCUCGUCCAUACUGCAGACUUUAAUAAUAAUCCCAGGGAAUCCUGGGAAUUGUAGUUCCGCAAGAGGGGUCGCAGAAUCACGUAGUGCCCUCACCAGUAGUGGACAUCAGGGUUGUGGGGGACGAUUUUCACUUGAGCUCUGGUUGCCUACAUCACUGCUGCAUGCCAGGAUGGACGGGGGAGUGGCAAAUGUACCAGCAGAGGCAUCUGGUGUGCCCACUGGUGCAUUUGCAACCUCCCGACCCUGCCUUGCCCAUCCCCCUCUCCAUGCCAGUAUGCAGUGGUGACAUGGGCAGCCAGAGGUCAGGUGAGUGCUGCUGCCCUAAUCCGCUGUCCACCACUGACCCUUGCUAAACUACAGCUCCCAGGGUUUUUUGAGAGAAGCCGUGACAGUCAAUAAAAUGGUAUACCGCCAAUAUAAGUUUGUAGUCUAGAUCAGGCCUCAGAGUUGCCCUUUCUAUACUGUAUGUGAUCUUACUUGUGUACAUGUCCAGUGUCAUGUGGGGUGGGAGGGGGACCUGUUGAGGGAAGAAAAGGGGUGAGUCUCUGUCUGCUUUUGUUUUUUGUGGGGGUGGGGAAUCGGGAGUUAGAUGAUCAGAACAGCUUUUUUUUAAUUUGGUUGGUUUUUGUACUCAACACAAAUAUCAAAAUUAAAAUAAACAAUUCUUUAAAAUUAAAA